AUGAUCGGCGACCGCACAUUUGAGUUCGACGAAGGCCCUUUGGACUUGUUCACAGAACUCAAGGCGAUCAUUGCUUCAGGAGAAGUACCCUUCUCGACGCCACUUGCCCCAAUCAACGACGAGCGAGAACUUUCUGAUGACAGUACACCUGAUUUCAGGAUAGAGCUCCCUGGAACGAACAUCAAGGACACAGUUUCGCUGGACAAUCCCACAUAUCCCUGGCCAUCAAAAUCGCAUUUCGUGACCUCCCUCCUUUUUGGCUCUCCGCGUCUCCCAUUUUCUGAUGCCCAGAAGAGGGCAGUCCUCAGUUGGGUGCAAGAGCUCGGCGCUCGAGAUGAUUAUGGAAAUCCGCUGACUCGUUUUUCAAUGCAAGACUAUCCAGAAGAUAGCGGGGAGGGAAUGUUGCAAGUAUUCAACGGCAAGAAGAUGUUGCUUGAUCUGCCCUCACCGCCCGCAGCUCGUGUGGAUGGAAUGAUUUAUUUCACAGGUGAACUAUUACAGGAUGAUUCUGGAGGGUAUUUUAUACUGGAACACUUCUUUCAUGCCUCGCUGCCCGCAGAUUCGAGUGACGACGACUCUGACCCAUCCGAGCAGUCAGAUGACAAGGCAUUAUAUGCACUUGGUCGGGUGGUUGAAUGGAAUGAACAGAGUCCUCACUAUAUUAAGGCUGGAUUUAUCGUUAACGAGCAACAAGAGAUCAUUCCGACAUCUAUGUUUAUGCGAUCAUUUGAAGAGAUUGCCGCAACUCCAGGCGAGCUUGACUGUGGCCUUACACCUUCAUCAGUAAAAUAUGCAUCUCUUGCUCCGAAUCCACUGUGUGCGAAGUCUAACGGCCGGAUGGUCUAUACAGUUCCCCUCCUCAUUUUUAUGGACGAUGUUUCUGGCAAUGUCUCGAAGCAAUGGAACAAACACCAUGCAAUUUAUAUGUCAAAUGCCAAUCUACCGCGCGAGAUGCUCAAGAAGGAUUUUUUUGUGCGAUUUGUCACAUCAUCACCGCAUGCUGCUCCCAUGGAACUUAUGCGAGCCAUGAAAGAAUCUAUAUGUAACGCUGCUGAAUCAGGUAUAAUCGCCUGGGAUUGCAAAUACAACGAAGAGGUUAUGUUGGUUCCAUACGCGCUUUUCCUUGCUGGAGAUAACCCCAUGCAAGCAGAAGAAUGUAGCCAUGCCGGCUUAAACUGCAAUUACUUUUCCAGGACUUGUGAUAUUGGCGGGACAAAAGAGCAUAAGGUGUCUGGUGACGGGUACAGAAGCCUUUUUAUGUCAGGCAAUCUACGAACUCCUGAAAAUACGACGGCAGAGAUCCGAAAACAGUGCAAGAUCAAACUUCGAAAGCAUGCGGCUGGCACCCAGGCAAUGCCUGAAGCCGAAGUUGCAGCUGUCCUCGAGAAAGAGUUCGCAGAACUUUUGCAAGGCGACAAGCUUGACGACACUAUUAACCCAUUGUUAGGGAUGGAAGGCCUCGAUAUGCACAUGGACACUCCGACAGAAAUUCUGCACACAAUACUGCUUGGCGUUGUCAAAUAUUUUUGGGGGCAAACCAUGUUUUUGCUCGACAAGGCAAAGCUCAUGGGCAUCUUUCAGGUCCAUCUUGAGUCUGUUGAUAAGGACGGACUCAAUGCUCCCCGCGACACUUGCCGAGGAUUUGCUCAUCAAGAUAUCAUCAAGCAUAUUGUCACUGGCGGGUACUGGUAUGAUAACAAAGUCUCGAAAUGGGUCCGGGGAGGAGUGCAAAUUCUAGGGUAUCUCGAUGAACACCCAGAGCAAGCACGAUUACUUGGGUUAUCAGUCUUUAAUCGCAACACUCCAGUACCUGGUUCCAGGAAAGCUCAGACUUCUCUUCGCACUCACGGAAAAAUGGCGAGAAACGAUGCAGUGGCCUGGAAAGAAACGUAUUGCUGGAAGAUCCUCAAGACUGCACAGCCUGGCAUUGCCUAUUAUCAAGGCAAAUCACUUGUAGCGAGAGAAGGGGACGUCGCAUAUCUGAAUAGUCAUGUUAUCUUCCGUCGAGCGGCAGAUGAACAGUGUAAAGACACUGUCCAGCAACCCAUGUGCCAAGAACGGCUUGAAACUUCUCGCACGAAACCUAUCGUUCAGCACAAGUCAACCCCACACUACUUCGUCAACGCCUACUCUAUUCAUAAUUACGAUCAUAUCAAUCUUGUAAUCCCCGAGAUGCUCCGUGAAUCACCGCUCAGAGUUACGAAUGUGGCAGAGGUUCGGGAAAUAGCCGUACAACAAAUGAAGCAGAAGAAGGCUUUGAAAAAAUCUGGUGACGCACCCCAACUAGAUGACCAUAUAGAACAUGAUACCCAGAUCCCUCUGGUGGCAGCUCCCACCUUCGAUCAGGCCCCUCCCAAGUCAAAGACAGCCGCAAAAUCAAAGGCAAAGGCAGCCACUUCCAGGGCACGAAGGAAGGCAGCAACAUCGAAGACUGGUCAAGUGAUUGCCGGAUCCUCUAGCCAGCUUCCAUCCGCUCAGCAAGAUCACCAAAAUCAAGCCCACUUUGCACUGCCACCAGUAUUCCCUCCCCCCCAGUACUACCACCCUCCUGACCAUUCACAACUUCCUCCACCACAGUUAUAUGAUCUGCCACCACCAGCUCUGUAUCUUCACCCGGGGAGCUCACAGCGACAUCAUGAGGCUAUAGAAAGGUCAUAUACCGCACCAGUACCAGCACCAGCAACAGCACCUGCACUCUCAUCCGCACCCACACCCGCAGCACCUGUACUCUCAUCCGCAGCAGCAGCAGCAGCAGCAGCAACAGCAACAGCAACAGCAGCAGUAACAGUGCCUGCUUCCGCUACCGCAACAAGCCUUAAUCCCCUUCUCACCCUUAGAGGUGCUGCACUGGGUGGAGGAAAGCAAUGCUUGCUACUCCCCGGCAGCAUUAAGGCUCUCUGGCAUCUGUCACCAACCCGCUCUGUAGCAACAGCAACAGCAGGAUGGAGGGACUUUGAUUUGCAGCCUCAAGAAAGUACCAUUCGUAAACAUAAUAUGUACUUGUAA
Suillus subalutaceus is the source of this 3006-nucleotide messenger RNA. RefSeq lists its product as uncharacterized. The transcript is spliced from 15 exons. The coding region runs from base 1 to 3006 and encodes 1001 amino acids. The record is from RefSeq and is a predicted model, not a curated record. NCBI's taxonomy places the organism in Eukaryota, Fungi, Basidiomycota, Agaricomycetes, Boletales, Suillaceae.